This is a messenger RNA of Penaeus indicus, 6508 nucleotides long. Its product is annotated as NAD kinase-like. Bases 374 to 2263 code for a protein of 629 amino acids. Gene Ontology annotation, biological process: NADP+ biosynthetic process; NAD+ metabolic process. NCBI's taxonomy places the organism in Eukaryota, Metazoa, Arthropoda, Malacostraca, Decapoda, Penaeidae. The record is from RefSeq and is a predicted model, not a curated record. Gene Ontology annotation, molecular function: NAD+ kinase activity. The transcript has 10 exons.
CGAGUUGCUGCGAUCGGCUACAGCUGUGACAAGUGCCGCCGAACAGUGCCCGGAAGCAGGUGUAGCGGCGAGAGCGGCGAGCAGAGAGGGCCCCGCGGAUGUGCCCUUGAUGGCGGCGGUGCCAGUGUAGGUGCAGGUGAUUAAUAACAGUGCCAUCGAAGGUGCCGGCGAUGCGACUGGGAUUACUGUGAUUGGAUAAUGAGGCUGCUAAUGAGGCGGCGUGCGGGGGGCUGGCGCCGAGCGCGUGUCCUGGGCGGCGAGGGAGUGAGCGGCGGCGUCGCGCGCAGUGUGAUGGGCGCGUCAGGCGGGGGCGGAACGCGCGGCCGCGCCUGAACAGGUCGGCAGGAUCGCUAUUGGUCCCGUAACGGGCGCCAUGGGCGGCCACUGCAGCAAGGCUCCGCACGCAGGCCGCGAGAACUGGCUGCUGUCCACUCCGCCCUCGCGCGCCCCGGGGGACCCUCGCCUCAAGACGCCGACGGCGCCCGGCGCGCUCAGGACAGCCAACCUGUUGCACAGGGUGCGCGUGGCGCCCUGCGACCUCGCACAGAUGCGGGUCACCGAAGGCCCGGCCGGCGUCGCGCUCCAUCCUGUGUGCGCUUGCGGGAAGUUCCAGGGCUGGUGCGGCCCCUCGGCGCGGCGCGGCGGCGGGGACGUCGAGCCGGACUCCCUCGAGCCCGACGGCGAGGAGCCCCGGCAAUGCACACACGCCGCCGCCGCCGCCGCCUCCUGCUGCUGCUGCCUCCUGCCUGCGCCGGCGCCCUGCGAGCCCUCCCCGUGCCACGCCGCGCGCCCUGCGGUGCCACGCGUAACGUUGGUAAACGGACUUGACCGCCGACGGGAGUGCGCGAGGGAGGCGCGGAGGAAGGCCAGGGCGGAGUACGACCGCAUGAGGAAGGGCUUGAAGGCAGAAGUGUCGAGGGCACGAGACGGCGGCAGGGUCCUGCCUCUGCAACAGGAACUGCCGUGUGCAUCUUGCGCCGCGCGCCGUCCGCACACAGCCCCUGCGGAAGCCACUCGGACGGAGAGGCGCCUCCGCUGUGUGUCGGCGAGCCUCGAGGCGCCCAGGUGCCAGGCGGCGAACCCCCUCGCCGAGCCGGUGCCCGAGGCGGCCCUGCGCAGCCGCUCCUUCUGGUGGGACAGCUACUUCAGCAGCUUUCUACGGACAAUCCAGGACCCAGCGAGCCAGAGACUCACCUGGUACAAGCCCCCCCUUUCGGUGUUGGUCAUCAAGAAGGUCCGGGACGCACAGGUCAUCCAGCCGUUCAUCCAGCUGGUCAAGUGGCUGACCAUAGAAAAGCGAAUGCUAGUGUUUGUAGAAGCCUCAGUCAUGGAAGAGUCGCUGGUCACCAGCCACUCUGGUUUCCCGGUGCUGAAGGACAAGCUCAUGAGUUUCCGAGAGGGCCAAGAUGACCUCACAGACAAAAUUGAUUUCAUCAUUUGUUUAGGCGGUGAUGGCACUCUCCUCUAUGCCUCGUCACUCUUCCAGCAAAGUGUGCCACCAGUCAUGGCCUUCCACCUUGGGUCCCUGGGUUUCCUCACUCCCUUUAAGUUCGACAAUUUUCAGGAUCAGGUCACUAAUGUCCUUGAAGGCCACGCAGCCCUGACCUUGAGAUCGCGCCUGAGAUGCAUCAUUCUUCGCAAAGACCAAGAGACGGGCAAGGGUGGCUGUCCCCCCACAAACCUCUUGGUGUUGAAUGAAGUGGUCAUCGACCGUGGACCCUCACCAUAUCUCUCCAACAUUGACCUCUACCUUGAUGGCAAGAGAAUCACAUCAGUACAAGGAGAUGGCUUGAUUGUAUCAACUCCUACGGGUAGCACAGCCUAUGCUGUGGCCGCUGGAGCCUCCAUGAUCCACCCCUCGGUGCCAGCCAUCAUGGUGACCCCCAUCUGCCCUCACUCCCUCUCCUUCAGGCCCAUUGUUGUGCCAGCAGGAGUCGAGCUCAAGAUCAAGUUGAACUACGAAGCUCGCAACACAUGCUGGGCUUCAUUUGAUGGCCGUCACCAGCAGGAACUGAUGGUUGGAGAUAGUCUCAGAGUGACCACCUCCAUAUAUCCUGUUCCCUCAAUCUGUGCAGAGGACCAGAUUGCCGACUGGUUUGCAUCUCUAGAUGAGUGUCUUCGCUGGAAUGACCGCAAGCGCCAAAAGCACUUUGAUGAUCCAGAUGACCUAUCCCCCCCCGACCUCACUCCAGACCUAACCCAUUCCUCAAGCUCAGAUACUCUGGACUCGCUCAGUGAGAGAAACGAAGGCUUUGAUAAUUAGGCUGGUCCAAUGUGGAAGGGAUCAUGAACAGAAGAUGCACAUAGCACUAGUGAAUACGAGAAAAGUGACUUUGUGGCAGUGCAUGAACUGCGUUUCCCUGACUGAUGUAGUGUACAUUCAUGUCAAGUGCUCAUUCCUCAAAGUGCUGUAUUAUUCUCAAAUUAGAAGAUAUAUAUAUAAAAAAAUGUUUGCACACUUUUUAACAUAUUUCAUCCAUGUGGUCUCAUAACUGUAUCAUCACAUAAACUGUUAUUUUGUCUUGACAUUCUUGUUGAUAUGUGAGGAUGGUUCUCAUUUGCUAAGGGUCUCAGCAGCAGUUGUUGUUUCACAGAAGAAAAGAAAACACAUUUUAUGAUGAAAUUUCACUAGUGCCAGCAGUUACUGAACCAGCUUUUUAGGUCUUAUGUUACCUGUCUUUUAUACUGUAUAUUUGUUUAAUAAUUUAUUUAUUAAAGUUUAAAAAGAAUCAUCAAAAUCUUAAUAAGAUGAAUAUGUUGUCGACACAUAAAGACUAUUGAUACUUUUAUAUUUUAUUUUUCUAAGUCUGUUAUCAUGUAUUUUGACAGUGUGAACACAUGGAUUUACAUGAGAAUUUUUUCAGUGAAAGAAAACAUGUCCUGUAAUCUUUCAGUUUUUAAAAUAGCAUAUUGGGUUGACUUGCCAAAUGACUAAGACAAAAAUAACUUUGGUUAUACUUUGAUUUACACUUAUGUCCUUUGUAGGAAAUAAAAUGAUUUAUCAGUUACAAGAAUGUUAAGUUUUCAGUAAAUGUAAUGUUGAAUUAUCAUCAGUACCGAGUCAAUUCAGGAGGUUUAUAGUGAAAAUUCCAUACAGUAGAUUGCCUGUUGUAUCAAAACUUGUGUGAUUUGGUCUUUAUGUACUGAAUUCCAAACUCCUUUUAAGAUCACUUUAUUGGGAAUCAUUUUUCCACUAUUUCUUUUUCUCUUUUGAACUCCUAAGGAGGCCAUGCAUCAAGUUGGUGCUGCAAACAUCAGUUGUGAGAUGUAGUGUAUACUUUAUAGUUUUGGAGUACAAUACUGAUAUGCCAAACUGUUGACUAGCAUGUCAUUAACUCUUGGUCAUUACCUCUCUCAAUAGGUAGUCCUUGUAUGUGCAAAUUGAUAACUGGAAUGGAUGAGUAUAUUCAGAUCUCGGAAGGUACUAGAUUUUGAUCAGGUAUAGGUAAUGAAUGUAUUAGGAUGCACAAGUUGAAACUGGUCCUUAGUUACAACUGUCUAGAUGUCCAUUCUUGGGUUUUAAGGUAUUUAUAUAAAACGUAUAUUCAUAUUAAACAUGUAUGAGAUUCAGAGUAUUGUUGAGAUAAAAUGAACAGAAAUUAUACAGAUUUUCACAAAAGGUGGUUAUGUAUCCAUUAAAGUUUUGUGUUGCAACUUCACAAAAUUCAUUGAGGUUCACUAAAGUUAGAAGGCUCCAUUAAGCAGCAAAUCAUUUUUAUGUUCAAAUCUGUUCAAUUUAUGCAAAAUACAAUCCAUGGCAGCGUCCUUGUUUUGAUAGAACACAAGACACUCUCAUGAAUCCUUCCACAUAUAAGUGUUGCCUUGAGCAGAAACACAUAGGAGUUCUGUUUGAUAUAGUGAGUAAGUCAUCACCGUUCUCUCAAAGUGUAGCUCAGGUUUAAAAUUGCCAUGUUUUGUCUGUUUCAUAUUAAGAAUGUAAUGAGCGUUGUAUUGUGGAACAAGUCACUAAGUGUAUGUAGCAGUUUUGGAUAAUUUAACAGUAGUAUCAGGAAGUAUUUUCAUAAGGUUUCAUCAUCAUCAUCACCACAAAAAUUAGGCCUUCCUAAUGAUACAUGGGUAAUAUCAUCUUUUUCUUUAUUUUCCUCUACCCUUUCUCCAAGAUACUAUGCAAAAGUUUCUAGAUUAAAACUUAAAAAGCACUUAAUGUACCUUUUCAUAAUAGUAACAGGAAGUAUUGGUAACUGAAAAUAUUUAAUAGCACAAUAUAUUGAAUUCAGCAUUGCUCUGAAUUAACCUUUAUUUGUUUUAAGAUAGUUUUCAGUCAGUUGAUGGUACUGCACAGUUCUAAAAGUGUGGAAUAUUCUAUUAAGGCCAUAUUUAUAUCUGUUGAUGUACAGUAAUCUUUGUGCAGAGUAACAUUAUAAUUGUUUGGAGCACAUUCUGCCCAGAGCAUAUUGCUGGGAUCUGUUCCACUUAGUGUACUACCUGUAUGAUCAAAAUAUUGUUUAUUGUUGCCUGCAAAUGUUUAGUAUAGAAUUUCUAUCAAAAUAGGAAUAUUAUUUAGCAUACUUUUAGGUUUCCAAGAUCAUUGAAUGUUAUUAGAUUUACAUAAAAAUUAUAUACUUCUUACAAGCCACAAGUGUUCAGUGGAUAUUUUAUUUAUAUAUUUUUGUUCAUACAUAUGUAUAGGUGUGUAAAUAUAUAUAUAUAUAUAUAUAUAUGUAUAUAUAUAUAUAUAUAUAUAUAUAUAUAUAUAUAUAUAUAUAUAUAUAUAUAUAUAUAUAUAUAUAUAUAUAUAUAUAUAUAUAUAUAUAUAUAUAUAUAUAUAUAUAUAUAUAUGUAUAUAUAUAUAUAUGUAUAUAUAUACACACAUGCAUACAUAUCAUCUACUUUAUUACAUGGCAAAAUAGGUAUAUAUUUAGGUAAAUGUAUGCUGAAAUGAGCCGCUAAGCAAUGUAAAUGAACCAGAAGCUUUAAGUUUGAUAGGAAAUAGCAUGAAUGAAGUCCAAAACUAGUACACCUUUGUAUUACAGCAAUAACUUUAAUUUUCUUCUCAUGUAUUCAGAAUGGAAAGUAAGUGCCCUGGUUUUAUGUCUGCUCUUGUGUUAGUUCACUUGAUGAGCAUGCCUGAAAUAUUGCUGUGCAUUUCUCCUGAAUCAAGUGUUUGUGAACACCCAGUUAACAAAAUGUUUAGCCUCAAAUUUCAAUUAUAUAUUAAGCUUCAUAUCUUUUGGUAGAUGUUACUCUAGCAUCCUGUUUCUCACUCAGCCUCCAUUGCGGGACCAUAUACUGGAGUGGGUUGAGGAAUCCAUGAGAGAGAGGAGGAGGGGGUGGGAGGGGGGAGGUAUGGGAAUUUGAAUUAUUUGUAUAUCCAAGGAUUUGUCAGGCUUGUGUCUGACUUCAUGCUUCUGUCCUCAUGACUGUUCAAGGAGUGAAGGAAUGGAAUAUUUUCGGAUUACCUCCUUGUCAUUAUUAAUGGAGAUGAGGAAUGUUAGGUGGCACAAUGAAAUAGCAGCAUAAUUUUUCUCAUUUGUACUUUUUUAUGUACCUUCCACUGGUGCACAGAAUUUAACCAACUCUUCCGUAAUUGGUGAUAAUGCAGGGAAGGUCAGCAGUAGUACAAGGCCCCUUUGCAGCAGACAGAGCUACCCUAUUUUUGUACGGCCUCCUGUAAUAUUCUAGGCAUUACCCAGUUUCCAAAUAGAAAGCUGCUGAUAUGUCUGUUAUAAGUUUUCAGUUAUGUACAAGAAAUUUGAAUAUUCGCAGAUUGGUAAAAGUUAGUUAUAGAUGUUAUUAAUAAACUUAGAUUAUCCAAGUCAUACUUAUUAGUUAAAUAGUAUGUUUUUGUAACUGAUGUAAGUCUACUUUUUGUGCUGUUAAAAAUUUUAUGCUGUCAUGGUGCAUUAAAGACAAAAACAAAAGCAAAAAAAAAAGUACAGUUUUGGUGAAUAUCAGAAAGUUGGAAGUAUUAUAUCAGAAGGAAGUGCACAAUAUUUUACUCAUUUAUUUAUUUAUCAUUACUUUUUACUGAAACACAAACACUCCAAUGAAAACAUUACCCAUUAAAAUUAUCACAAGCAUUAAUUUCGAAAUACUGAAAUAAUUAAAUGUGCGUACAUCAGUAUAGCACCGAGACUCUCCACGUAUGCAUUUGCAGUAAUGUAUCAUGUCACAGUGUGUCAUUGAUUUCAUAAGUGGUUUUAUAAGAAGCAUUAAUGGUCACAAUCACUUUAGUGUUGUCAAACAUAUUGUCUUUCAGUAUUCUAGAAGAAAAAAACUAUAUUUUUUAUUCAAUAUGCAGAAUAAAAUUUAUAAGCUAACAUUCCAAAGCAUUUUGGCAGUAUCCAGGACUAAUGUUGAAUCUGUUCCAGUGUAACGAAAGAGUUUUUUAGAUUAUUAUUGCUUUUUGCUUGUUUUUUACUUAUUUGUUUUUAUUUUCUUUUUUUUUGUACAUACAAUUUCUAAGGUAGAGUGAGUCUAUGUAGAGGGUAGUGAAUUGUUGGGUCAGAGGUCAUUUUAUUAUUUAUUAAAAAAAUAUAUAUACAAA